UCUACCAGUGUUGAACGGGUGUCUGUGAAGGAUUUUCUUACAUAUCUACGUACAAAAUACGUCAUGCGAGGCUUGUUAUUAGUCGUGUGUCUGACGUUCAUCGACCAUUCAUCCUCGUUCGGCGGCGAUGACAAGUUCUUAAGAAAAUACGCAAUGAUGAAGGUAUACGAGUCCUGUUUUGGACAGGAGGUGGUAAAGGAAGUGCGGAUGGAAAUGAAAGCUGCUGCGUCCAAAUGUGCCGGAAGUGGAAACGGAAUCCAGCUGGGCGGAGCGGCGUCUCAUCAAACGACAAACCCCCAGCACAACCAAAUCAAACAAGGAAUUGUAACAAGCACGAUGCACAAAAUUCAUCAUCAGAAACCGCACCACUCGGCCCUAGUGUCUUCGCACGAAUCUUUGCCUGAGGCUGCUGCCUUGCACUCGGACGGCCAGCAUCAACAGCAGCCGAAUAAACAGCCGACUCUCGACUUGGCCAAGCUGCAGGAAGCAAUAAUGGCCGGUUAUAACAACAAACAGUCCUACACCCAGCAGACUUUUUCUUCGUCGAACCAUCACCAGCCUGGAUUCGCCCAACAGCCUCAUUACCAACUGGGCUUUAGCAGCCGGCCCUACUACCAGGCUGCCCAACCGAUGCCCUAUUAUCCUCCACAGCACGCGCCUUACCCUCAACCUCCUCAGCCGUACAUGCCGAGCCCCUAUUACCAGCAGGCUUACCAACCUUAUCAACCCUAUUAUGGCCGUUCAUCCAGGGAUCUGGACGUGAGAGGACAGCUUGAGACUCUGACGACCAGGAUGUCCGGCAGGAUAAGGAAUGUAACUUGCGUCAUGCAGGAACUAGGAUAUCUUGAUAACAAUUUAGAACCAGAUUACAGUCGCAUGAUUGAUCGAAUUGCAAGACUUCCAGUUGCCGACGAUCUGAAGAAAGACAUGACCGAGGGUGUAGACUUUUGCAGACAGUUCUCGCAAUGCGUUCCUGAUGAUCGAAAGGACAAGCUUAUCAGAGAAAUGGUGAGACCGAUGUUCUUCUUCAGAUGCUACAAACAUAAGAAAUUGGAGGCGUGCAUAAUGAAGGAUGUCAGAGAGCGUUACACCAACACGGACGAUUUGACCGAAGACAACCUGACAGGAAAUGACAACCGAGUGGCGAAAGAGUUUAGCGAAGACAACAUGGCAACAGCUAUCUACGAGUUCCUAUACGGUGGCGACAACAUUGACAUCGAUACACUUCUCUGAUGACGAUUUCCAUUCGAUGUCCCAAAAGAUAUUUUGCACCAAGGUUUAUAACGGCUGUUAUUCCUAAUGGCAGAAUGACAAACAUGUAUUGUGUGUGUGUAUGUGUGUGUGUUUAAUUGCCUUUUUUUAAAUUAAAUCUGAAUGAGGGUCAUGCUACAAAUCAAAAUGCAAUCUGUCAUAUUCAAUUUGUUUCAAUCUUUUAACCUUCAUUCAAGACAACAUGAAGAUUUCCGGUUAAAGGAAUAAACCUAAUAUUUCAGAUUUAAUUUGAAAAUUUAAAAUUUGAAACUGUAACUCUUGCAAUUUGGUAUACAGCAUUCUUGUAUAGAAGGAAUACUGUAUUGUGUAAAUAGAUGUUUUUAGAUAGCAUUGUUACAGUUUUGAAUAGACUAUCGUAUAAUUAUAUUUAUUAAAAAUAAAAAAAUUAAAAACAUUGAGCAUUGAA
Messenger RNA from Cimex lectularius (bed bug), 1678 nucleotides. RefSeq lists its product as uncharacterized. The record is from RefSeq and is a predicted model, not a curated record. The transcript has 9 exons. Lineage: Eukaryota; Metazoa; Arthropoda; Insecta; Hemiptera; Cimicidae. Bases 64 to 1233 code for a protein of 389 amino acids.